UGAUUGAGGAGCUUUGUGAUAGAACAAAUAAAUUUGAGGAGCUUAUAGCAAAAAGUAAAUAAGGCAAGUUUCACAAAAUAGAAAAUUAAAGCUUAAAAUUUUAUUACUAUUCUUCACCAGUGGAAGGAUGAAAUUGAAACAAACAUAGGAAUUCAAAGUAUCAAUGUUAAUAUAAAUAGAAUUGAGACACCUCCAUGCAACCAGAACAAUGAUCGGGUCGUCUUUUUCAUUUUUGCUUCUAAUUUAAACGACGACGUUGUAUCAAGUAUCGACUACGGCCCAAAUUACAAAACAGAAGUAAGAAGGGAAAAGCAUCAAUAACAAUGGAGGAGGCAAGGGAAGAAAAGAAAGGAAGCGGCGGCGGCAGCAGCAGCAGCAAAGAAGGGAUCAAUUUGCUGGGGCCUCCAACCUUCACGGAGCUCCCAAACGGCAGGCUCAAGUGCGUAGAGACAGGCCACGAGAUGGUUGUCGGAGACAAAGAUUCCUAUGCUCAGAGCAAACGUUGUCGUUUAGGCCUCAUCGACUUUGCUUUGUCUCACUCUAAGCCCCCUCUCAACAUGUUCAAGCAAGACCCUCUUUCCCGUUCAAAGUUGAUUUGUAAACUAACUGGUGAUACUGUCAAUAAGUCCGAGGAACAUAUUUGGAAGCAUAUCAAUGGGAAACGGUUUCUCAACAAAUUAGAGCAAAAGGAAAAGGAGAAGGAUUUAAUGAAUGAAACCAUGGCAGAGGAAGGUGAGCAGAAGCCAAAGAAAGAAAAAAAGAAGAAAAACAAGAAGGGAAAGACAGUUGAAGAGAUUAUCUCUGAAGUUAGGGAUUCUGCUGAAAAUGAAAGUGAUUCAGAAGAACCUGAGUUCUGGAUGCCCUCAAUGGGCGAGCGGUGGGACUUUGAUGAUGGAAGGGAUCGAUGGGGUUCUCCUUCAAAGUUGGAGGACAGAGAUAAAGAAAAGGACGCAGAGGCUGUGGCUGAAGAAGGUGGGAAGGAGUCAGAAGAGCUUUCUACUCGAACAAAGAGAAUGUCCAUAGAAAUCGGACCGAGCAGCUUUGCCUCUCGGAAGAAGAAGAGCCGAAAAAACACAAGCUAAUAUUCCCAUGUGCCUUCUGAAACAGAGUUUUGUGCUUGUAAUUCACCAACAAUUCUUUCUGUUUGUUUGCAAAAAGAAAGUUGAAUUCGAAUAGGAGUUUGUAAGACCUCCCUGAUUUCCUGGUAGUAAAUUGACUUUGAUUUUUUGUU
Messenger RNA from Durio zibethinus, 1231 nucleotides. RefSeq lists its product as uncharacterized. Lineage: Eukaryota; Viridiplantae; Streptophyta; Magnoliopsida; Malvales; Malvaceae. The record is from RefSeq and is a predicted model, not a curated record.